Messenger RNA from Fusarium redolens, 483 nucleotides. RefSeq lists its product as uncharacterized. The record is from RefSeq and is a predicted model, not a curated record. NCBI's taxonomy places the organism in Eukaryota, Fungi, Ascomycota, Sordariomycetes, Hypocreales, Nectriaceae. The transcript has 4 exons. The annotation marks the transcript as partial.
CACGGGAGCACGAGAGACGAAGGGAGUAUUGGGCGCAAGCGAGAGACUGGAAUGGAGAAAAGCCAAAUGGUCAACGGGAGCACACUGGUUAAGGCCGUGGAUGUGGGCCAACAGCGAACAGCGGGUGGCGCGAACGCUGCAGUCCAAAUGCCGGUCGGUCCCAACGUUGCUUUGUUUCUCCAACACUCUGCUCCAACUGAGGUCAAAGCAGGGAAAAGGACUUGUUCCACGACAAGACACGAUAUUGAUGUUAUAUUAUAUGAUGCGCUGCGCUGUACUUUGCAGUCGUGUCUUGACCUCUACGGUUUCUGGAGAUCCACUGGUGAGUCCCUUGACGGUGGUGAGGACGGCAGUAAGCCCCCAACAGGCGGCGUGCUAGCGCAAAGCCCUUGUCAAGUCAACCCCGGCAGCGUCCGUGACAAGGAAGAGCUCAAGCAGCGGUCAGUGGGCGAUGAGGGCACGUUGUGCCAGCUUGAGCGAUGA